Molecule: messenger RNA, 315 nt
Organism: Pseudogymnoascus destructans
Lineage: Eukaryota; Fungi; Ascomycota; Leotiomycetes; Thelebolales; Thelebolaceae
Exons: 1
Coding region: 1-315 (104 amino acids)
Source: RefSeq, a predicted model, not a curated record
AUGCCCUCGCAACCGCCGUGGCCCAAGCCUGACAUGCCAAUGUUCCACUACAAUCAGACUAUGGAAGGAUCGAGAAAGCCCAUCGCAGGGAGAGCUUACUGCCUGCCUUUAAGAGCUAGACACGGCAAUUGUGACAGGUUUGAUAUUCUUCAAUGUGGGGUUUUUGGCGUUACGAAUGUCAUGCUGUUUGAGCUUGGCACCAUUUUUCUCUUACAACUGCUGUUUGGCAUGGGACAAUGCGCAAUAAUCGGAAACUCCAUCUCGAAUCCCGCCUCCCUUCUUACAAAUGGCAACAGCCAGACCAGGCAUCUGUGA